AUGCGUCGAGUAUUUGUUUUGAAAAGAAAAAAGGACGAGAAUAAGGCAAAUGAAGCAAAAACAGCUGCCUCUUCAGCAACCGCGUCCGGUAAAGAAGACCAAGAAGAAAUUCAUCAAAAAGACGAAGAAGAACAAAAAUUAAUUUAUCAUUUCCAAAUUCUAAGUUGGGAAGAUAAUGAUGCUUGUCCUGUUGAAUCUGUCCUAAAUUUUUUGGAUGCGGUCAAUGAAUGUGAAAAAAAUGAAAUUGGAGAGGUUAAGAAUAAAAUGAAUAAAAAGUCAAAAAUUGGUCCGACAAUUGUGCAUUGCAGUGCUGGAAUUGGUAGAACAGGAACUUUUUUGGCUUUGGAUAUUAUAAUUAAUAGAAUUAAACAAAAAGGCCCAAAAUGUGUUUGUGAUGUUCAACGUACAGUUAAAAUGCUUCGUGAACAGCGGGCAACAAUGGUACAAACAGAAGCUCAAUAUCGUUUUAUUUUUCAUGUAAUCUCUGCUUUUAUGCGUGGAUAUAGAAGCCAAUUUCAAUUGACGUACAAAAAGACAAAUAGCGUUGAAGGACCUCAUCGACCCUAA
Messenger RNA from Meloidogyne enterolobii, 567 nucleotides. Lineage: Eukaryota; Metazoa; Nematoda; Chromadorea; Rhabditida; Meloidogynidae. The record is from the annotation of a GenBank genome assembly.